Molecule: messenger RNA, 804 nt
Organism: Colletotrichum lupini
Lineage: Eukaryota; Fungi; Ascomycota; Sordariomycetes; Glomerellales; Glomerellaceae
Product: RNA recognition domain-containing protein
Exons: 5
Coding region: 1-804 (267 amino acids)
Biological process (GO): mRNA export from nucleus
Cellular component (GO): nucleus
Molecular function (GO): mRNA binding
Source: RefSeq, a predicted model, not a curated record
AUGUCUGGAAAGCUUGACCAGUCUCUCGAUGAGAUUCUCUCGACCCAACGCCGUUCUGCCGGCGGACCCGGCCGUCGCUCUCAGCGUCGAUCCACCGGUGGUCGCCCUGCGGCCGCUGCCCCUGUCGGCGGUGUUCAGAAGACAUCGCGACCUGCGCGCGGCGCCGCCGCCAACAAGCCUAAUGCCGCCAAGCCUGCGCAAGGCUCUGGUGACAGCAAGGUCAUCGUGAGCAACCUGCCCAAGGAUGUCAACGAGCAACAGAUCAAGGAGUACUUUCUCACAUCAGUUGGACCCAUCAAGAGAGUUGACAUCUCUUACGGACCCAACUCUGUUAGCCGCGGCAUUGCCAACAUCACAUUCCGCGAGGCGGAUGGCGCUAGCAAGGCCUUCCAGAAGCUGAACGGUCUUCUCGUUGACAACCGCCCGAUCAAGAUUGAGAUCGUUGUUGGCGCUUCUCAGGCAGCCAACGUCAUCCCUCCUGCCAAGAAGACUCUUGCUGAGCGCACCACACAACCCAAGGCUCAGCCCAAGGCUCAGCCCAAGUCUGCUGCCAACAACAAGCGCAACAACAAUAGCAACAACGCGAACGCCGGCAAGGGUGGCCCUGCCGCUGCUGGCACUGGUGGCAAGAAGCCCCGUGCCAAGCGCACCGGCCGUCCUGCAAAGAAGACGGCCGAGGAGCUUGACUCCGAGAUGGCCGAUUACUUCGAGUCUGGUGCCAACCCCAAUGAGAACGCCGCUGCCCCCGCACCUGCCCCCGCAGCCACUAACGGCGACGCUGCUAUGGAGGAUGAGAUCAUGUAA